CUUGACCUUUGAGUUUGACCCACUUUUGUUUUAAAGAAAACUUGAACCUUGGACAUAACUUCUCAAUCAUAAUAAAUUUAAAAUAUUUAAAAUUGAUUAUUUUUUUUAGGGUUGACAUGUACCAAUUAUCCUGAAAGAUGCCUCAAGAAUUCCACGUCCUACAGUGCUACAGUUGUUCCACAUUUCAAGUACAUCAAGUGAAAAAGUCCAGUAACAAGUGGAACUGUAAACUUUGUGGAGAGAAGCAAUCCAUCAAGAAAGUUUUUGGCAGAGGGAGUGGUGCUGACUGUAGACAGCAUGUACAGAGACUGAAUACUCUCAGACAGCAGCAGGAAGUAGCAGUGGUAGACAGUGCUUAUCAGGAUGUAGCAGUGGCAGUCAGUGCUUAUCAGGAUGUAGCAGUGGUAGACAGUUCUUAUCAGGGUUUCUCAGGGGAUAAGGGUCCAGACAGUGAAGAGUUGACACAGAGUCAGGACAUUCCUCAACACAACUCUGGCAGUAAGUGGAGUCAGUAUGUGGAGGAAGCUCAUGAAGACUCCACCGCGGAAUACCCACAACCUGAGGAGGAGCUGUAUACCACAGAUGGGAACCAAUUUUAUUGCCCCAAAAAGAGAAAAAGAGACUAUGGAAAAAGUUGUAGCUACAACAACAAAAGACAGAUUUAUCAAAGAGAUGAUGCCGAUUUUUCAAGUAAGAGGACAUGGAAAGGACAAAAAGAGAAUCUGCAAUAUGGUUAUGAUACAGACUACAGUACAUGUAAUACCCAGCCUAAUCAUAACUUUAGCCAACCAAAAUCCUACACAUCUGAUCCAAAUAAUUAUGGACCAAAUGGAACAAAGUCAUCAUUACAGAAUACAGCCAAUUGUAAUGAAGGAAGCUUAUUCUCAAUUGCCAACAGAGACAAUGUGGCAGGAUUUGAAGGGUUUGAGACAUUGAAAACAAUUAAUCAAAACCAAAUUUCUGCUUGUGCUACAAAUUCUGAACCAAAACCUCAGAACACUCCAAAGACUAAAAGCUCUUCUCUGUCCAGUAACAGAGGAAGUAAAGGAUCUAAGUGGGACCAGUUUCUUGCCGAGGGGAGUGAUGAAGAUUCAGAGGAUACUGAAGAAACGUCAGUAGAGAGUUCCCAGGUUGUCCAGUCACUUAUCAAAGAGCCAGCAAGGUUACACAGCAAAGUGCAGGAAACUGGAAGUGUAAUCAUGUCAAGCAACUGUGAAUACUACAAGUCUGUUACUGUGACAGGAAGUGAAAUAGGAAUGUUUUCUGUAGGAGAUCUUGAGGAUUCUGACUUUGAUGUAUGAAUAUAUUGUAUUGACCAUUAAAAAGUUAAAGCAAA
This is a messenger RNA of Saccostrea cuccullata (small rock oyster), 1336 nucleotides long. RefSeq names its product MRN complex-interacting protein-like. Gene Ontology annotation, biological process: mitotic G2 DNA damage checkpoint signaling. The record is from RefSeq and is a predicted model, not a curated record. NCBI's taxonomy places the organism in Eukaryota, Metazoa, Mollusca, Bivalvia, Ostreida, Ostreidae. The coding region runs from base 138 to 1301 and encodes 387 amino acids. Gene Ontology annotation, cellular component: nucleus. Gene Ontology annotation, molecular function: chromatin binding. The transcript has 4 exons.